Messenger RNA from Durio zibethinus, 788 nucleotides. RefSeq lists its product as uncharacterized. The record is from RefSeq and is a predicted model, not a curated record. Lineage: Eukaryota; Viridiplantae; Streptophyta; Magnoliopsida; Malvales; Malvaceae.
AGGACAAGCAAGUUUUUUCAUUUGAACACCACACAAUUUCCCAAAAUAUCUCAUCUGCCCUUCCCAACUGCCAACACCAUUGCUUUAGCUUCGUGUCCUAAAGGAACUUUGUCAUUAAAAAAAAAAAAGACAGCGGGAAACAAAAAUUCUAUGCAAAAUAAAUAAAUAAGUCAAAAUAUUCAAAAUUCUUUCUUCUUCUUUCUUUCAAGUUUCAAUUUCAACCCAAAGAAAGAAAAGGGAAAACCCAGAAAGAAAAUGGCAAUAGUGGCAGCAGCAUCCAAUUUACGUGCAUUCCAAAAGACUCAGGGAUUCCAUGUGAUUUGCAGAAGGAGAGAAAAAGGAAGAGAACAUCACAAUAAUUACCCCUAUAAAGUCAUCGAAAUUACACCCCCGCCCAAGUCCCUUGGUGUUCGUUGCUUCCCUUCUAAUUUGCAGUGUGGAGAGAGUGUGACAAUUGAAGGCCAAACAUAUACAAUCUCAGCUGUAACACACCGAUACCAGCUUCGCAAAGGAAAGUAUGAACCUAGUGAGAAGCGGCUCGAUGUUCUGUCGACAGGGAGAUACAUCUUAAACUUAUAUCUUGAAAGCUUGCUAGAACAGUCUUGAUGCAUAGUUUUGAUACAUUUUUUUACUCAGAUAUAAUGCAUUCAUAUCUACUUAACAGGAAAGAAGAAUCAAGAUUAUCAGAUUGUAGGAACGAGCUUAGUAAUGCUUAACUAAUGUAAAUGAAUCAUGAAGUUGGAUAAUGCUUGAUUAUUAUUGGUAUGAAAUUACUUUGAUUGAUUCAA